AUGUUUCAGGGAAUGGAACUCGUCAGAACUCUUCAAUGCCCGAUCAAACAUGGGCAGUCAGGUUUCGCCCAGGGAAUUCCCCAUCCGUGCACCUGCAAUCAGAGCACAAACGUACGUGUAAUACUACGCAGUCGGAUUCUCGGAAAGGGGGCUUCGUAUGAAGCUGACGACGUAAGACUGAGACACACGCUCAACCGUAUUGUACUUGUGGUACCUGUAUUACCGCAAGUAGCAAUGAUGGACACGAACUGGGAUCGACAGGGGAGCGCCACACUACACUGCGCCAUCGUCAUACAUAUUCUGACAUCCCCUGAAUUUCCACGUGGAGAGCCCGAAGGCCCCUCCGUCCAAGCUGAAAAGACACUGUGUAUCGUCAAAGCAAAGUCCGUACCUGAGAGCCACAAAAGUUCACGGGUGGCACACCUUUAUUGGCUUCUGUGGCUGGCAGCUGAACUCCAAGAACCAACCAGUGCACUCAACGAUGAAUGUUGA
Molecule: messenger RNA, 492 nt
Organism: Fusarium venenatum
Lineage: Eukaryota; Fungi; Ascomycota; Sordariomycetes; Hypocreales; Nectriaceae
Source: RefSeq, a predicted model, not a curated record